Molecule: messenger RNA, 366 nt
Organism: Dictyostelium discoideum AX4
Lineage: Eukaryota; Evosea; Eumycetozoa; Dictyosteliales; Dictyosteliaceae
Exons: 1
Coding region: 1-366 (121 amino acids)
Source: RefSeq, a predicted model, not a curated record
AUGCACUGUUUCAAAACCUAUUGCGAAAACUGUAGAAAUCAACAGAUAUUUAUACACCACACACAAUCAGACCAUCCGUUGGAAAGAUAUUCACUCAAAUGUUCAAACUGUGACUACCACAUUUUGAGGUGUUGUGUAAGUGGGUGUUUGGAGUAUAUACAUGAUAGUUUCAAAGAAGAAUCAAAAAAAGGUGUGGAUAUCGCCGAUCUUUAUGGUAAUUGGUGUUCAAACAAAAAGAACGAUCCACUUUGCGAAGAACAUUCUUAUAUUUACGAUCCUGAUAGUGAUGAUUCUGAUAUUGGCGAAGAAUCAAGGUUCGAAGAAUACGAAUAUUCAGACAGUGAUUGCGAAAAUGUCGAAAAAUAA